AUGGAGUGGAUGCGCGUGGCCAUUGUGCACGCUGAGCACCGCCGCAGCCUAUUGGUGGACAGCGAUGAUGUCAGACAGACCGCCAGACAGCUCCUCCCAGGCCUGGACUGUGAACCCAGACAACUGACGUAAGAGAGAGAGCACACACACACAGUGAAAUACAUAGUAGAGAUGCAGGUAGAUCACUCUCUGACGUGUCCAAAAAAGAGUGCUCUUUGAAACACACUCCUACAUCCAGGGCUCGAAUUGAGUGGGUGCGCGGGGGUAGGCCGUACCCCUUGUUAGAAAAAGGCAAAAAGCGUACCACUUGUCAGCUUAAGAUAUUUGUCAUUUUUUACAUAUAACAAAUCUCUGAAAUCCUUAGCAGAGGCACUCCGGAAACAAAAACGACAGCCGGGUCUGAUGGAAAGAAGGAGAGGAGGGAGGGAGAAAAGGGGUAAUUGUGGCACAGUAGCCAAUCAACAUACACCUUGCUAUGUGUGCUGCACACAUACACACGCACCGCACUCAUAGUUUGAGCAGAAUAUCAUCGGUCGGGCAGCAAGAGUGCGCAGCUAAAACAACUGGUUGUCCCGUGGAGCAGCUCACAGGCGAACGACAGCGGUAGGGUAGUUAAAUUGAACUAGUUUCUCAUAAUUCAUGAAAUCAGUGAUUUGUAUUUCCUGCAACUUUCUGAAGAAGUAAGGCCUGUUUGUGUUGUGUAGCCAGUUAGCAUGCCGGAACAGUCAUUUCUAAGACAUUCCCCAAAAACCUUCCAAAUAAGAUUUUUACUCCAAAGUAGGCCUAACUGGCACAAUGAUAUCAUGAUGAUUUGUAGCCUAUCAAUGGGGUGGUAAUUCGUUUUUGCAAACUCUGCCAUCAUAUGUACACUAUUGUACAGUACAGAAACACAGCUAGCCAAACAAAUGGCCUCUUGCUGCUGCACAAUUGAAUUAAAGGGCAGAUAUACCCUCCCAAAAAAGUUUUAGGGGGGAUUUUUUCCCAGACCUCAAAAGUGGUCGCCUGAUGUGGUUUAAAGUACCACAAGAGCGGAAAUUCACUUUCUUUCAACUGAAAGACGAUGCACAGAGCUUACCCAUGAUGUUGGACAAUGGUUGAAGUCAAUAAGUCAUCGUUUUAGUCAGAGUAUGAUAUAUACUGAACAAAAAUAUAAAAGCAACAUGCAACAAUUUCAAAGAUUUUACUGAGUUACAGUUCAUAUAAGGAAAUCAGUCAAUUGAAAUAAAUUCAUUAGGCCCUAAUCUCUGGAUUUCACAUGACUGGGCAGGGGUGCAGCCAUGGGUGGGCCUUGGAGGACAUAGGCCCACCCACUUGGCAGCCAGGCCCACCCACUGGGAAGCCAGUCCCAGCCAAUCAGAAUGAGUUUUUCCCCACAAAAGGGCUUUAUUACAGACAUAAAUACUCCUCAGCACGGUGAAGAGGCUGGAUGUGGAGGUCCUGGGCUGGCGGGGUUACGUGUGGUCUGCAGUUGAGAAGCCGGUUGGACUUAAUGCCAAAUUCUCUAAAAUGACGUUGGAGGCGGCUUAUGGUAGACAAAUUAACAUUAAAUUAUCUGGCAACAGCUCUGGUGGACAUUCCUGCAGUCAGCAUGCCAAUUGCACGCUCUCUCAAAACUUGUGACAUCUGUGACAAAACUGCACAUUUUAAAGUGGCCUUUUAUUGUCCCCAGCACAAGGUGCACCUGUCCAAUGAUCAUGGUGUUUAAUCAGCUUCUUGAUAUGCCACACCUGUCAGGUGAAUGGAUUAUCUUGGCAUAGGAGAAAUGCUCACUAACAGGGAUGUAAACAAAUUUGUACGCAAAAUGUGAGAGGAAUAAGACUUUUGUGCAUAUGGAACAUUUCUGGGAUAUUUUAUCUCAGCUCAUGAAACAUGGGAUCAACACUUUACAUGUUGUGUUUAUAUAUUUGUUCAGUGUAUUUGGGCUUGAAGGGGGAAAUCCGAAGUGGGGACUUCGGAUUUUUAAAAUGUCAAUGCCUUGUGUUUCCCCUCUAUGACGUGCUAAUACUUUGUAGUCUACGUUUAUUUUAAGGGCUGGGUUUUAUUUGAAUGUUAUCACCCACCAGCAUGUUUAUUAAUCAGAAACACCUGCAAAGUUCUUCCUCUUCGCGAGUCACGACUGAGCCAAACAGAUUUUCGCCGUAGCCUACACUUGGCCACCUGAACCAUAGAGCAAAUUAAAAUUGGGAGUGCAAACUUACGUGUAUGACUCCACAUUUUUACCAGAAAAUUUAAUUUGUCAAUUUUCACUUAUUCUUGAGCUAGUCAUUAUUUAAAAAUAUAAUUUUAUAUAUAUAUAUAUAUAUAUAUAUAUAUAUAUAUAUAUAUAUAUAUAUAUAUAAAUACACAGUACCAGUCAAAAGGUUGGACACACCUACUCAUUCAAGGGUUUUUCUUUAUUUUUACUGUUUUCUACAUUGUAGAAUAAUAGUGAAGACAUCAAAACUAUGAAAUAAGACAUAUGGAAUCAUGUAGUAACCAAAAAAGUGUUAAACAAAUCAAAGUAUAUUUUAUAUUUGAGAUUCUUCAACGUAGCCACCCUUUGCCUUGAUGACAGCUUUGCACACUCUUGGCAUUCUCUCAACCAGCUUCAGCUGGAAUGCUUUUCCAACAGUCUUGAAAGAGUUCCCACAUAUGCUGAGCACUUGUUGGCUGCUGUUCCUUCACUCUGCAGUCCAACUCAUCCCAAACCAUCUCAAUUGGGUUGAGGUCGGGUGAUUGUGGAGGCCAGGUCAUCUGAUGCAGCACUCCAUCACUCUCCUUCUUGGUCAAAUACCCCUUACAUAGCCUGGAGGUGUGUUGGGUCGUUGUCCUGUUGAAAAACAAAUGAAAGUCCCACUAAGCCCAAACCAGAUGGGAUGGCGUAUCGCUGCAGAAUGAAAAAGAUUACAUGGACAGUGGGGACCUGAUCCUACAGUAGAUCAGCUGAUGGAGGAGAGGCUUGAAUAUAUGUCUCUCACUUAUAUUUUGCUCCUGUCAAAUUAGCUAGUUAAAUCGUCAACACAUUACUUCAUCAGUCAUCAAAACGUAACUUCUGUCCCCUUUCAAAGGUCUCAGCCUAGUUAGAUUUACACCAUAUGUCUACUCUAGACAUCGUCCUACUCGAAGAAACAUUGUUAAAGUAUGAAACUGCUCCACCCAUUACAUUAUGUGGUUGAUGAACUCUGACUAACCUAACGCUAACCUCUUUCUCCUCAAUUUGUCUCUCUUCUUCUUCUUCUUCUUCUUCUUCUUCUUCUUCUUCUUCUUCUUCUUCUUCUUCUUCUUCUUCUUCUUCUUCUUCUUCUUCUUCUUCUUCUUCUUCUUCUUCUUCUUCUUCUUCUUCUUCUUCUUCUUCUUCUUCUUCUUCUUCUUCUUCUUCUUCUUCUUCUUCUUCUUCUUCUUCUCCCUGUUUCUCCCCAAGGCCUGAGUGUUGUUUUAGUUCGUUCAGGCGUCUGGACUCCAAGGCAGCCACUGAUAAGUUUCACUUGGACCUGGGCUUCCGCAUGCUCAACUGUGGACGCACCGACCUGAUUGGCCAGGCCAUCGACCUACUGGGGCCUGACGGGGUAAACAGCAUGGACGACCAGGUAUUGAGAGAGAGAGAGUGAGAGGGGUGAGCAGGGUGUGUGUGAGUUGGGAUCGGGGGGUGCUGUGUGCGUGUGUGUGUGUGUGUUUGUGGGUUUAUAGUGCUGAAUGGAGGUGUGUGGGUGUGUGCAUUUUGUGUGAACUCAACUGCUGAGUUGAGGUCUAACGUGCUGUAGUUGGUAGAUCAUAUUCUAAACAAAGCAUUACAUCGUCUCUUUCUCUCUCCCUCUGUCUCUCACUCACUCUCUCUCUCUCUCUGCAGGGUAUGACCCCUCUGAUGUAUGCGUGCUCAGCGGGAGACGAAGCUCUGGUCCAGAUGUUGAUUGACGCCGGGGCCAACCUAGACGUGGCGGUAAGGCUUUUUUUCCCUGCUCUGAUUGGUUACUCUAGAGCAGCGUUUCCGUUAGCCGGUAAAUGCCAGCUUUAGGCUGAUAAAAAAUAUUAUAAGACGAUAAAUAAAAAUGUUGCUGUGUGUAUUUCUAUUUUUACUGACGCAAAAGACGUGAGGUCCUCAGAAAGGACUUCAGCUAAGUGUACCCCAACUGGGCAAAAUUGGAGAAGAUUGAAUUGAUUAUCCCCGUUUCCAGUGUGCCCACCGAGAGAAAAUUAUUUCUCCAAAACAGAGUAAAGACGGCCUCAAGAUCACGACUUCUUGAGGACAAAGUAACGAGGCAGUGUAUUGUGUGCAAUUGGUGCUUAUUCAGUAGCACUUAUAAAUGAAACAUCUUUGCCAACUAGUCACAUCGGAGAGUUACAAUGUUGAAAUCACUACGCAGCCAACUGCCUGUAGUAGGGAACAUAGUUGUUAUCAAUAAACCACGUAUAUCACACAUGACACGAGUCGUGACCCCAUGAUAGUUCGAAUUACAAUAAACAUAACAUUUGUUAACAUUAUCCAGCAGAACUGUAAAAAGAGUGAGAUAUAAUUUGAGCUUUAGAAACAAGUGAUUUCAUAAAUUUAUGGCGUUGGCCUCGUUUCACAGGAGCAUAGUAAAAUAAGCUUUCUCUCAAUGAACCAGCCUUAACGAAUUUAGUUUAUUUACAUAUCGAAUUUGAUCGUCCAACAUCAGUUUUAUAAUUUCUUCAUUUUGUGGCAGCCUAGGGCAGUGUUUCUUUAUCCUGGUCCUGGGGACCUAAGGGGUUGCAUAUUUAAGUUUUUUCCCUAGCAUUACAUACAUUAAACUAAAUUAGAGACGCCUAGAUUGUAUUUGAAAACAGCUGUGUUUUGUUAUUUAUUAAUUUAAAUAUAUUUUGAAGUUAUUUGUAGGCGACUUGUUCUUCUAGGGUAAAUGUUUUUUUCCUCCAUUAAAAAAAAGAAGAUAUUAAUUUAAGAUUUAUUGCCAGGAUGGGCUCCCGAGUGGCGCAACGGUCUAAGGCACUGCAGCUCAGUGCUUGAGGCGUCAUUACAGACCCCCUGGUUCGAUUCCAGGGCGGCGCACAAUUGGCCCAGCGUCGUCCAGGUUUGGCCGGUGUAGGCCGUCAUUGUAAAUAAGAAUUUGUUCUUAUCUGACUUGCCUAGUUAAAUAAAGGUAAAAUAAAUGAAGACGCAAUGACCAAUGUUUCGUUUUUCAAUAAAACCUGUCAUGUUGGUAUAAGAACAUUUGUUUUACUUUUUUUAAUUACAACUUUACAGGAUAAUUUAUAUUCUGUUAGGAUGAAUUACAAUAAUCGAAAUGUGAUUUUGAGCACCAUGAGUGGACGCACUAAUGCGUUACGCACCCAAUGCAUAUGGAUGUCCAGUAAAUUUCUCAAAUGCCAUUCACGUUGUAUGGCGGCAAAUUUCCGGAAACCCUGCUCUAGAGACACAUGUAUUCUAUUUGGUCUCCAACCCUGGUUCUGAAGAGCUACAGUAUAUAUUUAUUUUCCAGCACUGCACUUAAGCACAGCACUAAAGCUUGAAGAUAAAUAUAGUGUAGAAAAUCAUUGUACCAUCUAAACCGCUGUGAAAUAUAUUUUCCAUAACCAGAAAUAUUGCAUUUUCAGCUGUUUUAAGCUGGUGUACUAAACCGGAAGUAAAAGACGCAAAAACUAAACUUAAGAACUGGAAGCAUAGAAAUAGCGCACAUAGAACCGAUGUACCGCUUCUUAGACUUGCUUUCAAUGACAAUGACAGAUCUAUAACUCAUAUUUCUAUGUGAAUUUGGUAGGGUCGCUCAAAAAGUUACAUAUUGCAGCUUUAAGUUUAUGACUGUUUUAUUUGUCGUUCAUGCACUCACACUUUUCUUACUAGCACUGAUUUUAUAGCGGCUGAUAACGGCUAUUUGAUAUGUGGUUGUUUUAUGUACCUCAGUAGAAUGUACUGAUUGUAAGUCACUCUGAAUAGGACUGUAAGACUAAGGGCUCGAUUCAAUCUGUAUCGCUGAAGGUCAAUCGUGCUACAACUUAGAUCUUCAGCGCUAUAUAUUGAAUCGAGCCCUAAGUGAACAAUGAAUUACAGUAAACAUCUAUCAUGACAUUGAUACCUAACCUCUUCUCCCUCUGUCUCUUCUGCCCAGGUGCCUGCCUGUUCUUCCAAGCAACCCUCUGUCCACCCAGACAGUCGCCACUGGGCGGCUCUUACCUUCGCUGUGCUGCACGGACACAUCUCUGUGGUACAGGUAGGAAUGACUGAAAAGACACCUUAUGUAGUUCCAGAUGAGGAAAGGGGAAAACCUAAAUUAAUUUAACUUCAAAGGCAAGGAUUCAAUCCAAUGCAGAUGAACAAAUAUUUUUGCGUCAUAUCCGUGGUAUAUUGUCUGACAUACACACGGCUGAAAUGCUGUUUCAGCCAAUCAGCACCCAAACUACCAGUUUAUAAUCUGAAUUUUGUAGCAUCUCGGCCUAUGUCUUUUUUUCACAGAAACACGUAUCAUCCCUUUGCAGUGGUUUGCUUCACCUUCUUCCACCUCAACAGACAGGGUGUAUACUGUAGCAGAUGUUGUGCCUAACCCUUACCCUGUGUGUGUGUGUGUGUGUGUGUGUUGGCAGCUCCUGUUGGAUGCAGGGGCUAACGUGGAGGGGGCAGCCAUCCGAAAUGGACAGGAGAGCACAGCAGACACCCCUCUCCAGCUCGCAUCUGCAGCAGGUGGGCACCACACGGGCACGGGUGGGCACAGCCACAUGGCAUACACAUACACACACACACACACACACACACACACACACACACACACACACACACACACACACACAAACCACAAUAUAGAACUAACUCAACACUCACACAUACACUCUUACACACAACCACCCAUUAAAAAGUGUGUGAUGGAAAUAUACAGUACCAGUCAAAAGUUUGGACACACCUACUCAUUCCAAGGUUGUUCUUUAUUUUUACUAUUUUCUACAUUGUAGAAUAAUAGUGAAGACAUCAAAACUAUGAAAUAACACAUAUGGAAUCAUGUAGUAACCAAAAAAGUGUUAAACAAAUAAACAAAAUAAUGGCGCCAGAGGAGAUACACUGCCCCUAAUCAAUUAUUAUGUGUGUUUUUUUGCGUUAUUUGUAAUUUAUUCUGUAAAUAAUGUUUCUGGCACCGUCUCUUAUGACCAAAAAGAGCUUCUGAAUGUCAGGACAGCGAUUACUCACCUCGUACUGGACGAGAUUUUUUCUUCAACGAGUCGGACGCGAAGGAUAUUCUACAGACACCCGACAAGGCCCAAAUCCCUGUCAUUCGCAUGAGAAAGAGACGGAGAUAUCGUGGACGUAGGUCGGGGUGCCUUGUAAGGAUCCGACGGCGAGCGAGUAAACUGCCUCUUCCAUCAAUCCUAUUAACAAACGUACAAUCAUUGGAAAACAAAAUAGACAACCUAUGAUCACAGAUACCCUACCAACGGGACAUUAAAAACUGUAAUAUCUUAUGUUUCACCGAGUCGUGGCUGAACGACGACAUGGAUAACAUACAGCUGGCGGGAUAUACGCUACAUCGGCAGGAUAGAAUGGCUGACAUUGAUACCAGGCGGUGUCAGAGGAAGGCCCUAAAAAUUGUCAAAGACUCCAGCCACCCUAGUCAUAGACUGUUUUCUCUGCUACCGCACUACAAGCUGUACCGGAGCGCCAAGUCUAGGUCCAAAAGGCUUCUUAACAGCAUCUACCCCCAAGCCAUAAGACUCCUGAACAGCUAAUCAUGGCUACCCAGACUAUUUGCAUUGUCCCCCCACCCCCUCUUUUACACUGCUGCUACUCUCUGUUUAUUAUCGAUGCAUAGUCACUUGAACUCUACCCACAUGUACAUAUAACCUCAAUUACCUCGACUAACCUGUGCCCCCGCACAUUGACUCUGUACCGGUAUCCCCUGUAUGUAGCCUCCCUGCUGUUAUAUUAUUUAACUGUUGCUCUUUAUUUUUAUAUAAUUUUUAUUAUUUACAUAUCUAUUUUUUACUUAUCCCUUAUUUUUCUUAAAAACUGGAUUGUUGGUUAAGGACUUGUAAGUAAGCAUUUCACUGUAAGGUCUACACAUGUUGGAUUCGGCGCAUGUGGCAAAUAACAUUUGAUUUGAUUUGAAAAUAUUUGAGAUUCUUCAAAGUAGCCACCCUUUGCCACAGCUUUGCACACUCUUGGCAUUCUCUCAACCAGCUUCAUGAGGAAUGCUUUUCCAACAGUCUUGAAGGAGUUCCCACAUAUGCUGAGCACUUGUUGGCUGCUUUUCCUUCACUCUGUGGUCCCACUCAUCCCAAACCAUCUCAAUUGGGUUGAGGUCCGGUGAUUGUAGAGGCCAGGUCAUCUGAUGCAGCACUCCAUCACACUCCUUCUUGGUCAAAUAGCCCUUACACAGCCUGGAGGUGUGUUUGGUCAUUGUCCUGUUGAAAAACAAAUGAUUGUCCCACAAAGCGCAAACCAGAUGGGAUGGCUUAGCGCCGCAGAAUGCUGUGGUAGCCAUGCUGGUUAAGUGUGCUUUAAAUUCUAAAUCAAUCACUGACAGUGUCACCAGCAAAGCACCCCCACACCAUCACACCUCCUCCUACAUGCUUCACGGUGGGAACCACACAUGCAGAGAUCAUCCGUUCACCUACUCUGCGUCUCACAAAGACACGGCGGUUGGAACCAAAAAUCUCAAAUUUGGACUCAUCAGACCAAAGGACAGAUUUCCACAGGUCUAAUGUCCAUUGCUCGUGUUUCUUGGCCCAAGCAAGUCUCUUCUUAUUAUUGGUGUCCUUUAGUAGUGGUUUCUUUGCAGCAAUUCGACCAUGAAGGCCUGAUUUACGCAGUCUCCUCUGAACAGUUGAUGUUGAGAUGUGUCUGUUACUUGAACUCUGUGAAGCAUUUAUUUGGGCUGCAAUUUCUGAGGUGCAGUUAACUCUAGUUAACUUAUCGUCUGCAGCAGAGGUAACUCUGGGUCUUCCUUUCAUGAGAGCCAGUUUCAUCAUAGUGCUUGAUGGUUUUUGCGACUGCACUUGAAGAAACUUUCAAAGUACCUGACAUUUUCUGGAUUGACCUUCAUGUCUUAAAGUAAGGAUGGACUGUCAUUUCUCUUUGCUUAUUUGAGCGGUUCUUGACAUAAUAUGGACUUGGUAUUUUACCAAAUAGGGCUAUCUUCUGUAUACAAGAACGUAUUAAGAAGGAAAGAAAUUCCACAAAUUAACUUUUAACAAGGCACACCUGUAAUUGAAAUGGAUUCCAGGUGACUACCUCAUGAAGCUGGUUGAGAGAAUGCCAAGAAUGCAAAGCUGUCAUCAAGGCAAAGGGCGGCAACUUUGAAGAACCUCAAAUAUAGAAUAUGUUUUGAUUUCUUUAACACUUUUUUGGUUACUACAUGAUUCCAUAUGUGUUAUUUCAUAGUUUUGAUGUCUUCACUAUUAUUCUACAAUGUAGAAAAUUUGUAAAAAUAAAGAAAAACCCUUGGAUGAGUAGGUGUGUCUAAACCUUUUGCUGGUACUGUAUGUCAGACCUGAGAGGUAUACUACGAUGGAGGCUAAAUCUACACAGUGUUUUUUUUAUAGCUAGCCAGCUUCAGUUAGCUUCACAUUCCAGCUUAGGCUUCAUCAAUGUUACAAAGAUGGAUAUGGAUCGUGCACCCGCCACUUAUUCGAGCAUGCUCGAGUUGGGCUUGUAACUGCGCGUUCAUGUCACACGUGGCUAGUCGAACGCCAAACUCUUCAUUGAGACGAUGCUGAAACAUCAAUCCAUGGGCGAGACAGUGCCACAUUUUUAUUUGUGCUGAAAUCAAAAUGAAAGAAGUUAUCUUACAAAUUCAGCGCAGGCUAUGGUGUGAAAUAGGGCGUCUUACUUUUAUUACGUAUCGUUAAUGCCAUCUUUGUUGUGCUUAUAAAUGCACAAACACCUCUUUUCCCACUCCUAUCGAUAAAAUAAUUGUAUGAAGUCAGACAAGUUUUACUGUGCCAAAGUUUCAAAUGCAUUCUGUCAUUACUAAAUGUGUAAUGUGAUAGGUAUUUUAACAUUACUAUUUUUAACACAAAAAACAACCACAUUUGAUUAAUAAAAUAUUGAAUCUGUCAUCUUCCUCAAACUGCAUUCAAAUGAAGGGGAUGAUGACACCAUCUUUGCGAGAGGGAGGGAAUCAGAUUUCAUUGGUCCUCAACUCAUGGCUCAGACACUUCAUUCAGGAUAAAUGGAGUUAGCCCUGAGUUAGCCUGUUCUGAAGGAUUAGUUUCCUUGCUAAAAGGUGAACCACUUUCAUGUCACUAGUUAUCCUGAGUUGAACUCAGAGUUGACAAAAGUUACCUCGCUAACUCCUCAAACCUCAGUCGUAGAAUAGGGCUCUGCUCAGUACAGUAACUCAGUACAGCAACAGAAGUUCACCUGGCUCUGACUUACUGAGGUCAGUUACUAGUGCCAGGGAGGAAUAUGAGGGAAGGAGGAGGGAUAGUGAGGAAUGAAUUAAUAAGGGAUGGAAGGAAUUAGGUAGGGAGGGAAUGAGUGUUUAGGAGUGAAUUAACACACUGUCUGUCGUUAGGUGUGUGUGUCUGUGGGUGUUUAGAAGCCUCUGGGCCACACAUUCCUGUGUUACAUAUCUAAGAAGCCACACAGCUAUCUGAGAAGCUGCAGAGAGAGGGACACACACAAACCACACACAGCUUUUGACAGUCUGUAGGCUCCCAACAAGUAUGUGCGUUUGCGUUUAUGUUUGUGUGCACAAGCUAGUCUGUAAGUCAUAUAUUAUAAGUGUGAUAUUUCAUCAUCCCUGAUUCUAAUUCAAAAGUGUGUCACUGUGUUUGUCAGAUCAGAGUUGCAAAAGUCUGUUUUGCGGUAUUAACCCUUUGAUUUCCUUGUCUCCAGGGAACUAUGAGAUGGUGAGCCUGCUCCUCACCAGGGGGGCUGAUCCUCUAUCCAAGACCCAUGAUGGCAACGCUUUGACGUCAUCACUCUAUGAGGACAUGAACUGCUUCAGUCACGCCGCCGCGCACGGACACAGGUACGAGGAGUACCGUCUGAAGAACACACACUUACAACCUUUUCACACUAUUCUGCCAACCCAACCAAACUAUGCUGGCUCAGAUAUGUUCUUUUCACAGCAACUAUGGUGAAUGCGUAACCAGGCAAGCUCAGUACUGCUUUACGGCUUGGUUUGGCUCGGCUUGGUUUGGCUCAGUAGUGUAAAAAGCCAUUGUUUGAAUAAGUGAAAGCGACACUCUAAGUAAGGGUAGGAAGGAAACACUUGAGAGUAGUCGGACGUAGCCUAUGUUAACCAUACUAGCCCUGUUAUUUGUCAUAUACUUGACUUACUACCCCUGGCAUAUGGGAUAAGGGGGUUAGAGGCAAAGGAAGGGUGUGUGUGUGUGUGUGUGUGUGUGUGUGUGUGUGUGUGUAAUGGGGUGUAGGGGUGGGAUCAGGGGCUUCAUUCCAUUCAUAGCCCAUCUGUCAGAAACCAACUGUUGAAGAGUGUAGAGCGCUCCACCUGUUCACUGUGAGUGUGUGUUAGGGUAUCAGGAUGUAGACUCAACGCAUGGAUGCCUGUAUAAGUGUGACAGAUUAUGUCAUUUAAGAGAAGCUAUAUCACUGCAUUUCAUGUUACUUUGAGUGGAAAAUGUGGCCAUGUGUAGGGGGUUCCAUGAAUGUAGUUAUGUGUGCAUAUAGCUUUUGCCCAAGUAAACCUUAGACAACCUCCACUUAGUGACUCACUCUCUUUCUCUCUCCCUCGCCCUCCCGCUCAUCUUCCCUCCCUCCCUCCCUCCCUCCCUCCCUCCCUCCCUCCCUCCCUCCCUCCGUCCGUCCGUCCGUCCGUCCGUCCGUCCGUCCGUCCGUCCCUCCCUCCUUCCCUCACUCACUCACUCACUCACUCACUCACUCACUCACUCACUCACUCACUCACUCACUCACUCACUCACUCACUCACUCACUCACUCACUCACUCACUCACUCACUCACUCACUCCCUCCGUCCCUCCCUCCCUCCGUCCCUCUCGCCGUCCCUCUCGCCGUCCCUCCCUCCCGCCGUCCCUCUCGCCGUCCCUCUCGCCGUCCCUCUCUCCCUCCCUCUGUCCCUCUCUCCGUCCCGCUCAUCUUCCCUCCCUCCGUCCCUCUCUCCCUUUCUCGCGCUCCUUCCUUCCCUUCCUUCCCUCCCCCCUCUUUCUCCUACAGGAACGUGUUGCGCAAACUGCUCACCCAGCCCCAGCAGGUCAAAGAGGACGUCCUCUCCCUCGAGGAGAUCCUAGCUGAAGGGGUGGAAGGGGAGGACGCCUGCCCUCUCCCCUCUCUCCCCGGCCUGCUUCCUCCAUCCCCUGGGUACCCGUCUGAUGGGGGCAUCCCCCGGCUGUGCAAGGCCAGGAUGAAGGCCCUCCAGGAGGCUAGCUACUACAGCGCUGAGCACGGCUACCUGGAUGUCACCAUGGAGCUACGGGCACUGGGUAAGUAGAGAAUGGGACGACAGAUAGAAAAUGUGUAAAACGCCUCAAAAUGGUGAGAUGAAAUAGGCUGUGUUAAGCAGCAGUUCAUCAAUCAAUCCAAAUAGUCACGUUAUGGAUGGAAAUCUCAUAACACUCUAUAAAACUGAAGCGUUACAGAUUCCGCUAUAUACAUUUUAAAGUCAUUUCCGAUUGAGCUGACAUAAGCAGCGUUUACCGUGAAUGCGGUCUCCGCUAAAACAUUUUAAUCACGCUGUAAAGCUGAAUUUCCGCGAUGCGGAUUGAAUAGAGCCCUUAGAUGCUGGGCAAAUGAAUAUACUGUACACGAAAAAGACUAAGAGGCACCUAUUAUGCAUUUUUUUAUAGUUUUCCCAUUCGCAUUGGAUCUUGGUCAAGUCAGACAGGAUCAUAGUGUGCUGGCUGGCCUUUUUGUUCUUUUUACAAGAUGGAUGGAAAUGCCCUUUCUACUCAUUCUAUCAACAUAUGUCAUGUGACUUGUCCAGGUGUCCCAUGGAAGCUGCACGUGUGGCUGGAGUCUCUGCGGGUGGCCCAGCAGCAGUCUAGGGCCUCGGUCACUCUGUCCCUCCUUCGCGAGUUCACCUCCAUCAGGGAGGAAGACUACUGCCAGGAGCUAGUCUCUCUGGGCCUACCCCUCAUGUUCACCAUCCUACGAACCACCAAGGUAGGGCCACCUUACUUCACUUUGUCAACUUUAUGUCACUCUCAGACUUGGGUUCAAAUACUUUAUCUGUGCUUGAUUGAGCUGGUCUGGCUUAACGGACCAAUAGAAUAGUCCCCAAACUGCAAACUCUGCCCAUCUGUUACUCCAGGCAGACUAGAGCAAUGACUCAAAGUAAUUGAAAGAUUUCGAAUAGUAUUUGAAUCCGGGUCUGGUCACUGUGCUUUUUUCAUUUACUCUCUACUCUCUAGCCUGGUCCCAAAUCUGUUUGCUCUGGUGGCAUCAAUGUGCUUUCACAUGCCUCUUGAUGUACUUGAGUCAGAUUUCAUAGUAAAGACAAAGUGAACAAACAAACGAAUGAGUGAACAACUCAACAAGGAAAUAAUGAAAGAAAUGAACAAGCAAAUAAAGAAAUAAAUAAUGGUACUGUAAUACAUUGUUCUUUCCAUGCGUAGGCUAUUGGAUCUAGUCUAACCAGUUUCCUCUCUCCCUCUCAGAACGAUGCCAUCAUCCAGCAGCUUGCAGCCAUCUUUAGCCACUGCUUCGGCCCGGCUCCACCACCGGCCAUUCCGGAGAUGAAGGCCACCCUCUCAGCGCAGCUGGGUAAUGGAGUUCUCCUUUUUAAUUAUGUUUGUGCAAACAGACGUUACUAUGGAGUGAUAUUAGCGCCACCAGACAUUGAAUCUAAAUGUAAUCAUUUCGAAUUUGUAUUAAGAAAGAUAUUUUUAAGCAGCUCUUUGUGUACUGUUUUAAAUGUUUUUAUCUAACUGGGACUACAGUUGAAAACUAGUUAGCUGGCUAACUCUGGCCCAUUUACAGAAAUGUUGACCGAUGCAUUGUUCCUGUCAAAUAGAUGUAAUAAAUUAACAAAAAUGUAAUGUAAUGUUAUGAAAUGUGUAUAAGAAUUAUCUUAUUGUGCAAGCAAACAUAAGCCAAACCGGCCAACGACUCCUGUGUUAGUUUUUCAUUGUUUUAGUUUUCUAUUUGCAAGAGAGUGGAUAACAGUAAGCUGAAAUGAACGUUUCUUUCCUGAUCCUCCAGACCCCCAUUUUCUGAAUAACACAGAGAUGUCAGACGUGACGUUUUUGGUGGAGGGGAAACCUUUCUACGCCCACAAAGUCCUACUGAUCACUGCUUCAGACAGGUGAGACGAGUAAGGGGGGAGGGAAUGGGGGAGAAUGGGUGAGGAAAGGUAAGAUGGGGUUAGUAGAAGGGUGAGAGGGGUGGGGAAAGGGGUAGAGGUGAUGUUUGUGCGGAUAAUGUUUAUGUUGGAAGGUAGGGGAGAAGAGAGAGUGGAGUAUAUUGGUUAUAACUGGUGGGAUUACGGAAAGGUUUUUGAAUAUGUGUUUGCGAAAGAAUUACAACCAUGGAGUUUGUAUUGAAGACCAUUGUCUAACCUGAACUUUUCUCUGUGGUACGCAGGUUCAAGUCUCUGCUGGCUUCAUCAGGCCCAGACGGAACUAAAGAUAUUGAGAUCAGUGACGUCAAGUACAACGUCUUCCAGGUAACUGAAUCAGAUGCUGAGCUCUCAACCUGAAUCUUAGUUCUCACUGUUGAGUAUCAUAUAGAUAUUUGUUAUGUGUGUCUACAUAGCCCCAUGUUGACUAGAGAAUCCCAGAAUUUAUGUAAUUAGCUUGGCGGGACUUUAGACUCCAAAACCAUUUUAGGUACCAUGUCCCUUUACUCCAAGCUGUUUCCUCAUAGGCAAUAAAACAGUUUCUCUCUAUGUGUUUCCUAUCCUUGUUACCUUUAACCAAUGAUCUAAAAUCAUCUUGGAAUUUACCAGAGUAUGACCAAAGAGUUGAUGGAAUAUUGGAUGAUGGUAGAUCUGACAUUUCUUUGACCUCUGUCCAGAUGAUGAUGUCAUACCUGUACUGCGGAGGGACAGAGUCACUGAAGACCAACGUGUCUGACUUGUUGGAGGUGAGGAUUCAGCCAUUUUGUUUCUGAAAUGCUCAUAGAAAGACGGACUCCUUCCCAAUUAUGGAUCCUCUCCACGCCUCCUCUCAUUCAUUGCACUGAUCUGAAAACACUGAUCAGGUUAAAAGCCUGUCAAGUAUUUUCCAAUCAGUGCAGAUGAAGGCGAGUAGAUGAGGAGAGAUUUGUAAGACAUUGAAAUAGAGCCAUACUGUAUGUCAUUCAGAGGUCCUUGUACUAAAUCUAUAACCAAGUUCACCAUAGCAGUCAAUCACUCCCUCACUGUAAUGAUGUUGUUUUUUCUUGUUCACAUAUUCAUACUGAAAUCACAUAAUUUGCUUGAUUUGUUGGGCAAAAAAGGCUUUGACUGGAUCGCAGCCCUGAGAACUGUAUUAAUAAUGAUCUAAUCAUCUGCUGUAUCUUGUUAUAUGGUUGGUGUUCUCCAGCUGCUUUCAGCAGCCAGCGUCUUUCAGUUGGGGGCUCUACAGAGACACUGUGAGAUCAUCUGCUCCCAGAGCAUCGAUCUCGAAAAUGCUGUCAGCAUCUACAGGACGGCCAAGGUGAGGCCCUAGAAAUAGACUCUCUCUGUGUAUUCUGGAUCUCCGUUGUUUGUUGGAUACCGUCAUGUAUUCAGAGUCUCAGUUUACAAAUUUCACCCAAAUGUCACCCUACACACUUCUUAUUCUGAAAAGUGAAAGAAUACCUGUGACUGGAGUCUACCUGGUAGUAGUUUUUUAAACAGUACCAUGGGGAAAAGAGCUACUGCGUAAAUACUGCAAUAUGGUUUUGGAGCGAAUUGAGCCUUAAGUGUGUGUGUGUGUCUCUCUCUGUCCACCCCAGGCCCACGGUGCGUCAGUGCUGAGUUCGUUCUGUGAGGGCUUCUUCCUGCAGCACAUGGCAGGGCUCCUGGAGAGAGAGGCCUUCCGGUCCCUGCUCCUGGGGCCCCUGGGGGCCCGCUGGGUGACGGAGAUGGGCUCAGGGCCCAAGACGGGGCCUCCCAGGGGAGACUCGCCACUGGAGGAACUCGAGACCACCCUGGCUCGCCGGCUACGCUCUCUCUACAUCACCUCCCGUGUCUGA
This is a messenger RNA of Coregonus sp. 'balchen', 16014 nucleotides long. The record is from the annotation of a GenBank genome assembly. NCBI's taxonomy places the organism in Eukaryota, Metazoa, Chordata, Actinopteri, Salmoniformes, Salmonidae.